Molecule: messenger RNA, 2034 nt
Organism: Hipposideros armiger (great roundleaf bat)
Lineage: Eukaryota; Metazoa; Chordata; Mammalia; Chiroptera; Hipposideridae
Gene: ASPSCR1
Product: ASPSCR1 tether for SLC2A4, UBX domain containing
Exons: 17
Coding region: 293-1948 (551 amino acids)
Biological process (GO): intracellular protein transport; glucose homeostasis
Cellular component (GO): cytoplasm; nucleus; vesicle membrane
Molecular function (GO): protein binding
Source: RefSeq, a predicted model, not a curated record
ACAUCCGCGCCGGGGUCUCCGGUCCCGCGUGGCUAUGGGCCGGGUGGGACUGGCAAGGGUCGGCACCUCUUCCCCUCACGCCGAGUCCGCGGCGCGCGCGAGCUAGCCUCUGCGUGCCCCGGCCUGUGUCCCCAUCUCGGGGGCGUCCUCUGCCGGGUGUCCGCCGUGGGUGGGGGUGCCGGCCUCUGCCUGGAAAUUGACUUGCUGAGUCACUCUGCAGUUUCGCCGGGGCAGCUGGUUGACCCCAAAUCCGUUACAUUAAAAGUGUUUAUUGGGCCCUGCUGUGUAGGGGAUGGUUCUGGAGGACACGUGCAGGAGGCUGGAUUUCAACCCCAGCGAAUAUGAUCUGAAGUUUCAGAGGAACGUGCUUGACCUCUCUCUGCAGUGGAGGUUCGCCAACCUGCCCAAUAACGCCAAGCUGGAGAUGGUGCCUGCGUCCCGCAGCCGCGAGGGGCCCCAGAACACGCCCACAUCUCACCUCCUCAGAUUCGCAUCGCUCUGCAGCUGGAUGAUGGCUCCAGGUUGCAAGAUACUUUUUGCUCGGGCCAGACGCUCUGGGAGCUUCUCAACCAUUUUGCGCAGACGAGAGGCGAGAGUCCCAGAGCAUUUGGCGUGCAGCGCUUGGCAGGAGCCAUUGGAGGCAGCACAGCGCCCGGGCCUACGGUUGCUCAGGGAGUGCCUGGAACAGCCUUGUGAAGCCAGCCCGGUCUGCGUGUCCAUGAGGGAUGAGGUGACUGGCAGAGCCGCCUUGCAGAGCACGACGCUGCAGUCACUGGGCCUGACCGGGGGCAGCGCCAUCAUCAGGUUUGCCAUGAGGCGAUGCAACUCGGCCAUCAAGCAGGAACCUGGGGGCUCCUGGAGUGAAAGCCCAGGGAGCCCGACCCCCUCCCUGUCAGCCGAGCAGGCAGCCAGCAGCCCUCUGCUGCCAUUGAGCCCCACAGGACUCAGCCAGGGUGAUGUGAGCCGUCAGGACCAGGCAGACGCCUCAGGGGCCAGCCACGUGGAUGGCCUGGGCCCAGAGCCUGCAUCCGCACAGGCAAAGCAGAUCUCAAAGCAGCCCACCCCUACCUGCUUUGUGCCUUUUUCUGGCGGGGGACAGCGCCUGGGUGGCCCCUCCAGCUCUGCGAGGUGUCUGAUGUCACCUUCAGCCAAAUUGCCAAAGUCCUUCUCCAGCCCCGGAGGCCCCUCCAAGCCGAAGAAGUUGAGGCCUGGCCAGGCUCCCCAGCUGGAACCGGAGCUGCCGGUCGACCGGGACCCCAUGGUGUGCCACCCUGACCUGGAGGAGCUGCUGCAGGCCUGGCCUGCGGAGCUGCCGGACGAGUUCUUCGAGGUGACUGUGGAUGACGUGAGAAGACGCUUGGCCCAGCUCAAGAGUGAGCGGGCGCGUCUGGAAGAAGCCCCCUUGGUGACCAGGGCCUUCAGGGAGGCUCAGAUGAAGGAGAAGCUGGAGCGAUACCCUAAGGUGGCCCUGCGGGUCUUGUUCCCUGACCGCUACGUCCUACAAGGAUUCUUCCGCCCCAGCGAGACAGUGGGGGACUUGCGGGACUUCGUGAGGAGCCACCUGGGGAACCCGGAGCUGCCGUUCCACCUGUUCAUCACUCCUCCAAAAACCACCCUGGAUGACCACACGCUGACCCUCUUCCAGGCAAACCUCUUCCCUGCUGCUGUCGUGCACUUUGGAGCUGAGGAGCCUACAGGCCUCUACCUGGAGCCCAGGCUGCUGGAACACACUGUUUCCCCAUCUGCAGCCGAUGUGCUGGUGGCCAGGUGCAUGUCCAGGGCCUCCGCGACUCCACCCCCGCCGCCAGCCCCUGACCCUGCGCCCCAGCCAGCUGCUGAGGAGGGGGCAGUGGGGCCCCUUGAGCCCAGCCCCAGGGCGGCCCAACCCAUGAGGAGGGAUCUGGGCAAGGUGCCCAAGUGGCUGAAGCUGCCAGCCAGCAAGCGGUGAGAGCUGCCAGCCCAGAGGGCCCACUGCUGGCAACAGGAGGACCCUUCCCCACCCUGAGCGGGAAUAAAGUCGAGCGCUUCUCCUCA